Molecule: messenger RNA, 2022 nt
Organism: Rasamsonia emersonii CBS 393.64
Lineage: Eukaryota; Fungi; Ascomycota; Eurotiomycetes; Eurotiales; Trichocomaceae
Exons: 4
Coding region: 1-2022 (673 amino acids)
Biological process (GO): actin filament organization; cell motility
Cellular component (GO): plasma membrane
Source: RefSeq, a predicted model, not a curated record
AUGGAGGGCCUCAACAUCUCCGAGCUGGUCGAAAGGCUCGGAAGCGAGGAAGAUGCUGUGCGCAAGAUGGCAGUCUUUAAGCUGCAAGGAAGCAUUGGCGAUCCAUCCUUUGCAGACAUCUUCAUCGCCGAAGGUGGACUUGCCAAGUUGCGCUACCUUACCCUCCACGCGACGGGAAACACAUUGGCAUACACUCUGACGAGCUUUGCGCGCCUGCUGGAGGUAGAUAAGGGAUGGGAAUACGUUGAUCAGGAAUUGGUCGAGAGGAUCGUCGAGCUAAUUGUCACUCACCCCCUGGUCAACAUCCUUCGUGGAGCCAUGUCGAUACUCGUCUCUAUAGUCUCCCGCCCUCAUACCUCUGGUCGAUCGUCACAGCCUGGGCUAUUCGGUUUCCGGGCUCUGAAACCGGCGAUCGCGAUCUACCCGCAAUUCCUCGAAAUGCUUGUCAGCAGGCUUUCUUCUGCCGACCAUGCACUGUGCGCUAACGCCUUGCAAUUGAUCAAUUCGCUGAUGCGAGACUCGAUCACCAACGAAGACGAGACGGAAUGGCCCAAGUUCAUCAAGCGAUUGCAAGACCUGGGUGUGAUCCGAGCCGUUUACGUUCUGAUGCAGGGGACCGCGCUGCAAGAUCAUGCACACCCUCUGAUCGAGUUCCAAUCCCUCACCAAACUACUGCUGAGAAAGUGGAGGAACGUUCCCGUAGAUCUGGAGAAGCCGGAUCACAGAAGAGCGCUGAAAGGAAUCCACCUGGCGAGUAACCCUGAGAAGGCUACGGAUAAAAGCUCGGAGAAUGGCGACGACACACGGCGGUCUCGAAGGCAUAAUCCGGAGAAAUGGAGGCGACUCGGGUUUGAGACGGAAACUCCUGCCACCGAAUUCCAGGAGAUGGGCUUUCUCGGGAUGAUGGACCUGACAGACUACGUGAGGAAGCACCAGGAUGAGUUCCAGAAGAUGCUUCUUGAACACUCCACCAAACCGCCGGAGCAGCGAUGUCCCAUUGCACGAGCGUCGUUGGCCAUCACCUCCGUUCUCUACGAGCAUUUCGAGGUAGACAAGUGUGUUACGGAAGAUGCCAAAAGCUACCUCGUCCUCGAGUCCCGAUCCAAUUUAGACAAAGUGUUUAAGCCCUUACUGCUGCACUGGUCCCGACUCCACGUUGCUGGACUUCAUGCCUUCUUUCGCCUGUGGAAAGCCACCGGGGCAGAUGUGAAUGACUUUGAUAAGAUCGUCGAGCUGGUGCGCAUUCUCAUUGAAUCGGUCGUUGGAGGUGCAUCUCGCACAAAGGAUAUUCAAGAUGUGGAGGAGGAAUUAGCAGACUUUGAGUACCAGCGCCUGCGGGAACUCCAGAUGGAGCUUCUGGAGCUCACGUACGAAGACGCUUGGGGACAGCAUUUACGCCAAUCGGAAGGAGCUGGAGCUAAACCGGACUCGAAGCGUUCGGCGCCUGGGUCGUACAAAUACGUGCAACUGUCCCAUAAUCGCAGAUACCUCCAUUUUGCUGAUUUUGACUCUAUUCAAGACACUCCUCCGUCCUUGGACGCUCUUCCUAACAAGAUCGACUUGUCCAUUGUCUCGUCUGUAGUAUCUAAUGUCACCGCUUCGCCGGAUGAUUCUUCAGGCUCGACAAUCAAAACGCUUCCCCAUCAAUCGUCAUCCACCAAAAUUACGAUUCACGGUUAUGCCCCGUCAUCAGGCUCUCAUUCCGGCGCUCCACAAAAGGGUCAAGGCCAUAAUCGCUCGGGCAGCAGGUCGACCCAGAAAGAAAUCCCUCUCCUGACGCUUCGCCCGCAAUCACACGCCGUUGCCUCGGAAUGGCUGGACGGUCUGCUUAUGCUCCUUAACCAACAGCCAAUUACCGCAGAGACCAACAAGCUGGUGAAUCUAAUCAGCAACUAUGGACUGAAGAUUCGCCUCCUUAACGUACGAUUCGACGAAGCCGCCUUCGUUGGAGAGCCUCCAAAGGUUCCCAGCCGAGAGGGACUCGAUGAAGACUAUUAUUACGAUAUCUUCGGGGGCGCUUAG